This is a messenger RNA of Malania oleifera, 555 nucleotides long. RefSeq lists its product as uncharacterized. The coding region runs from base 1 to 555 and encodes 184 amino acids. Lineage: Eukaryota; Viridiplantae; Streptophyta; Magnoliopsida; Santalales; Ximeniaceae. The transcript has 2 exons. The record is from RefSeq and is a predicted model, not a curated record.
AUGGGACCCCCGUCAUUUUCUGGAGGAGCUGACCCACUUAUGGUUGAGAACAGGGUCCAGGACAUAGAGGAUAUGAUAACAGUUUUGCCAUGUAUAGAUGAGAAGAGAGUAUUGUUUGUGACGUUUAAGCUGAUAGGGGAGGCAAAGCACUUGUGGAGAUUAGCGAGAUUGUUGGAGGAGCAGAGACCGAACCUUGUAGCUAUGACGUGGAGCCGCUUCAAGGAGAUAUUUUUCGAGAGGUACUUACCGACUACUGUCAAGAGUGAAAAGGCAACAGAGUUUCUAUAUCUGACGCAAGGACUGAUGAUAGUACAACAAUAUGCAGAGAAAUUUAUUGAGUUGUUUCGGUUUGCUUCUUAUUUAGUACCUGAUGAGGAGAAGAAGGAAAAAAAAUUUGAGAAGGGUCUAAGGCAGAGUCUGUUUGAGCAGGGUCAGGGAAAGAGGCCUGCAUCUUCAGAUGUUCAGGCUGAGUCCAGUCGAAGGCCACGGAGGAGGCAAGACAGUAGAGGUGGACGGAGACAGAUAGUGAGAGAUCGAGCUAUACAGGGCGGUUAG